GUUAACAGGCUAUACAAACUGGGUUGGAAAUUAAAUACAUCAGGCAAAUGCAUGGCUAGAAUCUUUAUUGGUCGAUAAAUUGUACAUUUAUCGAAAAGGAAAAGCGAAUUACGACAUACUACCAGCAUAGUUGGAACAACAGUUGCAAAUAGCCUAUUCCGUCAAUGCGAUGGUAGAACGGGGCUCUCUGCUUUCUAUUUCAAGACCACGCUGAGUCAGAUACUUCUUGUGACUUGGAAUUACUCAAACCAACGCUCCGGUGAAAAGGGACGGUUAAAAAAUCAGAUGAUAGAACCCCCAACAAUGGAUUUCUCACCAGAACACUGUGACAGAAUUGAUCCUGAUAUGCCAAUAACUGUGCUACAGGACGAGUCGAUUGGUGCAGGGGUUGUGGACGAUGACGAUGAAAUUGAGGGGCUUCGCAACAGUUUAAAGGAAAGGGUGCAGGACCAAGCCGUGAAACCCAAGCUACAGUGCGUCAUGAUGGAACCGUCCUUCUCCAUGGUGGCUGUCCAGAGUGAGGACAGCGCCAUUUUGUGGGAAACGGCUUCCAGCAGGUGCUCCUCUCCCUGGGCUUCUGAUGCCAGCACUACCUCAGAGGCCUACAGCACUCAGGGUCCAGGGACUGCGGGCAAAAUUGUCUUCAUCAUGGAUGAGGACAAAAUAAUCAGGAGAAAGAAAAGAACCAGGGGUAAGCUGGGUGAGAAAUGUAAAAGGCCCCCUUCCAGGCCAGAUCCUACAGAGCAACUGAAAGAUGUUGAUGAAAGGCCAGCAUUGGCAGAGGUUUCUGUGCCUAAUGUAAGGCCUCAAGGUUCAGCUGAAGAGCCAACAACACCAGAGGAACACAAAGAGCAAGACUUAUUCAGCAUAGUCUCUGAGGGCUCCGAGAUACUAAACAUCAUAGUGCCCUCAAGGCUCUCUACUGUGGAUGAAGAGGAAAGUAGUGAAAUGGCAGAAAACCUGUCUUAUUUGGAGCAAACUGACAUGGUAAGAUUAAAUCCAAUGAGUGAAAAAGCAGAGACUGAGACAGACAGUAAUGAGAUGGAUGUGCUUGGUGAGGCUAAGGAGAGUGAAGGAGAACAGAGCUCGGCAGACAAAGAGCCUCUGGAACCAGAUACAUCACACUGUCUUCCAGUCCACAAACCAGUGAAAAGGGGUGGAACCAGUGACACUGAUUACUUCGAGAAGUUCACAUUGUUGGAUGAGAGUACUCCACCUGACCUGUCUCUUGGAAAUAUGGAAAUCAUGCCUACUAAUGCCACUGAGGGAGAAGAGGCAACAGAAAAUCAAGAGCAGUCAGCCUCUGGAGAUAUUGCAGGCGAUCAUUUAGAUGAAAUUUUUUAUGGUAGUGGAUGUACUGAUGGACCAGAAGGAGAAGAGAAACAUGUCAGAGAGGAGGAAGAAGUGCCUAAAUCUCCUCUCAAGGAGAGCGGCUCAGCUUUGUUCAGUAGUGAGGAGAUGAUACUUACUCCAAUUUUUCUCUCCCCCGGGCCUCCAAAAAUUAUUGAUCCAUCCCUCCUAGAAGAGCCAAGAGCAAUGUCAUUCCUCUACACUGAUCUCUAUGAGGAAGCAGUGGGGGACAGGAAGAAGGGUGAGGACUGCUCAGAUGUGGAGAGCACAGUCUCUGAGAAAUCCUUGCACAGAAGGCUGUCCGAUACAGAUGAUGCAAGUGGAUACUUAGAAAAAUUUAUUUUGAAAGAUGAAACUCCAGUGGUUGAGGAUGAACCCACCAAAGGAAGUAAUGAGGAAGGAGGAUUAAGAAUGUUGCCAGAAAGCAGAGUGGAACUCAUUGGCGUCCUGGCUGGUGUGAAUGAAGAGGCUGUGGAAGAAAAGCCAGAGGAAAUCAUUGAGAACUUUUUGGUGCCCUAUGAAGAAAAUGAUGAAACUGAGACAUUCAAGAACACAGACUUAGAAGAUGAAAUGCUUCAGCCACCUGCUGUGGUUGAGGAAAGUAAACAAAUUCAACAAGAGGCAGCGAACAACCAUGAAAAAUCAGAAGAUGAACAUGUAGAAAAAGUGUUAGUGCAAGAGACAGACAAAACAGAAAAUGAAACCAUUGCUGACAAUAAGGUAUCAGAAUCUCUAAUGGAGAAGACGACUGAAAAAACAGAGAGCCAGGAAGAAAAUCUGUCUAAACAUGUUCCCUCCUCAAAUUCAGUUGAUACAGGGCCUACGGACCCAGUGAUAUGUACACAAGAAUCCCUGUUGCUCGAUAAAGUAUCUAAACAAGAAAUUUCCCAAGCAGUACCUGAAGACACUUCUGAAUCACAGCUUCCACAAGCCAUCUCGGUUCGAGAUUCCUGUCCUCAACAAGGCAGUAACAACGAGACAGGCAUUCUGAAAAACACACAUGAAGAUAUAAUCUGUGAGGAUGACAAGGAAGUACAAUGUGCCCUGGGAUCUACUGCCAUCCACAGACCCUUUGCUGAUUGUGAUACCAUCUCAAAAACGGUUAAGCAAAAAGGGGAAAUGCUAAGCUUAUCACCUUUGCUCCUAGCAAAAACAGUUCAGGCAGAGAAAGAGCAGGAACUAGAGGAAGAUUCAGCAGAAGAAGAGAAAGUUACAUCUUCUACCCUAGAGGAUGUAUCAGAGUACUGCAAUGACGCAUUUAUCGCUGAGCCACCAGAGAUGUAUCGAGAUCAGGAUAACGGAAAUGUAGAGGACACGACUUAUGAGAUGACAAGCCAGCUAGAAGUCUGUGAGCCCAUAGAACCAGAGACAAAGGCAUUCAAUGAAAACACAUCAGGGGAACAGUCUGAACAUGGCUUUGAUUCUGUGGAAGUGCCAACCAGAGAUUCACCAUCCAAGGUGGCAGUUGAGGCAGAUAAUGAGUUUGAUGAGGUUUUGGAUGAGACACCCCUGGAGGAAGAUAAACAAGAAAAUGAUCCCAAAAUGUCAAGAUUUCGAUUUUGUGUGGUGUGCCAAUGCAUAAUUUCAUCUUUAAAUACACCUUUUGAUGAACAUAAAGGCCAUGAUAUGUCAACAUUGGAUAAGGCAUAUAAUGACAUAAAGAGUAAACUAAGCCAGUGGAUAUCAGUUUUACAAGGAAGAUCAGAAAAGAUUGAGGACUUGGUGUCCAAGUUGGAGCAGGCAUACAGUUCAUUGGAGGGCAACUGUGAAAGCAGCGCCCUGUCGCUGGAUGAGCAGAAUGAGGAGAUGGUGAAGGCGGUGGUGGAGCAGUAUCAGGAGAUGUCUCGCAGCAUGGCGGAGAAGAAGAGGCUCAGGCUGGGGCAGCUGGGCAGCCAGAUCGGGAGGUUCCAGGAACGCAUCGAGUCUGCCAGGGAAACUCUGGAGAGGGAGGCCAGGGAGGUGGAGAGGCCCGAUGCGCUUGCCCUCGUGUCUUCUUCCAAAGACAUUCAUGAAAGCCUGAGCAGAGCACUAGAGUCCACUUUGUCUCCAGAGCCGGUGCUCGAGAGCUACACCACAGGCACUGAGGGCAAGGAACAGAAGAUUUUGAAAGACAUCCUGGUUCCUCAAGAGCCAUACCUGCUUAUGCAGGAGGCCAGCUCUGCCACCUGCACCUCUAUCACUGUGUUCUGGAGGGUCAGCGACGGAGAUGUCAUUGACUGCUUCCAGGUCAACUGCGUAGAAGAAUCGCAUGGAGAAGUGUACAAAGUGACAGUGAAGGAGAGCUUCUGCACUCUGGAGGAACUGGCCCCAGACAGGUGCUACAAAGUGUGGGUUAUGGCUCUGAACUACGCCGGGUGCAGUUUGCCCAGUGAGAAACUGUCCUUCAGGACUGCUCCCUCUGUCCCGGAGAUCAUCCCAGAGAGCUGCACAGUGUGCUGGGACUCUGCCAUCGUCCGCUGGAGCAGCGUGUGUCCAGCUGCGGCAGAGAGCUUCACCCUGCAGUACUGUCGACAGAGUGCCCUCGAGGGGGAGGGUCUCCGAUCCAUAUCAGGCAUAAGGAAGUGUGAACAGAGCGUUCUCCUGCAGCCGAAUGAGAAUUAUCUGUUCUACAUCAGCGCAGUCAACUUCGCUGGAGCCAGUGAGCAAAGCGAGGCGGCUUUGAUCUCCACCACAGGCACCAGAUUCCACUUGCUAAAGGACACAGCCAGUCCAGGCCUUGUGCUGUGCAAGGACAACAUUGUGCGUUACCCAGAGGAGGCCUUCAACAGGAACACUGCACCCGAUGAGUGUCCAGGGAUUUUGGGAGAGCUGCUCCCUCCUCGGGGCCUGCACUACUGGGAGACGACAGUAGAGGGCAGCGAAGGCUAUAGGAUUGGAGUGGCCUAUCAUACCACCCUGGGGUACAGCCAGCUGGGAGAGAACAGCACAUCCUGGUGCAUUCACUGCAUUCCCACAUCAACCAGUCAGCGGUAUGAGCUGCUCCAUAACAGCAUGCAGACGUCCAUAAUCACCGGGGAGGCACCCGCCCGGAUGGGCGUUCUCCUGGACUACCUUCACGGGUGCGUCUCCUUCUUCAAUGCCCAGAGCGGGCAGCUCCUGGGGUCCUGCUGUCACAGGUUCAGUGAGCCCUGCCACCCCGCCCUGGUGCUGGAGAGACCAGGCACCUUGGCACUCAGUCUUCUGACAGAGGUGCCUGACUUUGCCAAGCACUGCUGACUCUGCCCCCUCCUCACACCGUUGCUAAUGGGUGUCCCUUAAGGAACAGGGAUGUGGUUCUAUGUCUUCACGUUAGAUGAAUGAGUCUGUAUCCUUGGGCUUAGGAAGAUAUAUGAUACAUGUUUUUGUUGUUCGUGUGGUGUGAGGAUUGAGCUGAAUACAGAUGAGCUUGUGAUGUUUUAAACCUUUUUUCUUUAUGAUGUUUGGAUGUUUUAAGAGGAGUUUGUAAAUACAAAAAUAAUGUAAUUUUGUAUUUAAUAUGUGUAUUGAUAAAAAGAUUUAAAAAAUAUAUAGAUAUUUCAAAAAUGUAUUUUUUCCUGAAGCAGGUUUAAAUGUUCACAAAAAAAGCUGUCUUUUUGUGAGAUUGGUUUGAUUUCACAGGCUAAUGCUUUUAGUGAUGCAGCUGAUAAUAUAACUAUGAAAACUAACGUCUGUCCUGACUAGAUAGGACAUGUGACUUGGUUUUGCUGGACGUCUGAGCAGAGAGCACAGCUGAGAAGUGACCCCAGAACAGCACACAGACGUGUUUAGUGGUCUGACUUUACAGGAUGAGAUGAUAUUGAUACCUGUCGUGGUGAGACCGUAAUGCGAGCCGUAUAUCAGACGUGUGAUGAUGUGCUGAAACUCUCUGGUGAGGAAAGCUUGGGAUAGACUGCUUGCGAGGAGUGCCAGGGUUUUAUUUGGGCACACUGGAAUGAAAUGUUCAUGUAUCUCACCAUGCUACAGAGCAUAUACCUGGCACAGGAUUUAAUGCUCCUGUCUCAACUGAAUGUUUGAAUUUUAAGUAAUGCAAAGUCAAAGUGAAAUCUAACUGGUAGGGAAGCUGACUGCAUCAUUGGCAGGUUUGCUUUUCAUCAUCUUAGUCCUUAGUAAUUAUGUAUUAAAUAUUGUGAAAUACAUUAAGAAUUUUUGAUUGGACUUAUGCUCUCAGUGAUCACUUUAUUAGGUAGACCUGUACACCAGGUUGUUAAUGCAGACAUUUAAUCAGCCAACACAUCACAACAACAGUGGUACACAAAAGAGCAUCUCUGAACACCAACUCGUCAAACCGCUGAAGUCUAAAAAAUAAGUCUAAUAUAUAGCUAAUAAAGUGCUCACUGAGUGUAUGUUUUUAUGCUGUAGAAAGCACACAUACCCACACACAUAAACUGAAUUAUAGGGGAGUGGAGGAUAUGGUGCAUAGAUUGGUUUGUUGUUUUACUGUCUUUUUUAUUAUUUUAUUUAUUAACCUUUAUUUAUACAGGGUAGGUUGACUGAGCACGCAACGCCCAGUUAAUACCCCCCAGUAGAGUAAUCUUUUUAUCCAUUUAAUACAUAUGCAUCAAAUGUUAUUAUUCAUAAUAUAUUAUGAGACAUAAUCUAGAAAUAUAAUUUUGCACCUACAUUAGUUGAUGCAUGCAGUCGUAUGAAAAAUUUGGGCACCCCUGGUUAAAAAACAUUUUUCAAUUAAUAUCUUGGUGAACAGACACAAACCUGUUACAGAGAUAAGCAUGAGAACUUUCUUCAAAUUUUAAAUGAAGAUUGUUUUAAUUUUUAUUGUUCAUAAAUGAUUUUUUAAAAAGGAAAAGGGCCCUGUGCAAAAGUUUGGGAACCCUUUUGGAUUACUCGUUUUGGAUUACGAGGAGAUUUACUCGUUAGGGCUUCAAUAAGUCAGGUGAGUAUAAUUCCAGGACUGAACUUUUUAUUCUGAAGUAACUCCAUGACUGCAGUAUCCAACUGCAAUGGCUGUUAUUUCUGGUAAUAUCAACCUUGGGUUCCUCUAAACAGUUGUCCAGGGAUGUCAGAUUGAAGACGGUUAAUUAAAAUGAAAAAGGCUACAAAAAAAAACUUUCUCAAUGUUUCAAACUGCCUAUUUCCACUGUCAGAAACAUUAUUAGAAGAUGAAACAUAAAUGGAAUAGUUGAAUUCAAGGCAUGGUCUGGAAGACUGAGAAAAGGUUCAGAUAGAAUGGCCUGAGACCUGCAGAGAUAGCGAGUGGCUAUUUGACCAGGGGUGCCCGAUGUUUAGCAUACGACUGUGUACAGUAUGUUUGUAAACUUGGAUUAUUUUCAUUGUUCUCCUAAUAAAACAUUAUUGCAUUGA
Conger conger (European conger) is the source of this 6648-nucleotide messenger RNA. Its product is annotated as cardiomyopathy-associated protein 5-like. The transcript is spliced from 13 exons. Bases 286 to 4566 code for a protein of 1426 amino acids. Lineage: Eukaryota; Metazoa; Chordata; Actinopteri; Anguilliformes; Congridae. Gene Ontology annotation, molecular function: protein binding. The record is from RefSeq and is a predicted model, not a curated record.